CGUGGCUGUUUCCCCUGUGUGUGUUUGGAGGCAGGAGGGUAGUAGUGUUAGUGUGCAGUCUGCGCCUGAGGCUAAAGAAAUGCCUGGUUAUUCCUAUCGAAUGGCAGUGCCAUCUUUCUCACACAUUAUCCUUUUGGUGGCUAUACUUCAUCACGGCCAGGCUGGUCGGCUUUACACUGAAGAAGAUCCACUGGUCAUUUUGAGCAGUGACACUCUAAAGCAGACCUUGUUCAACUCUUCCACAGCCUGGCUGGUCCAGUUUUACUCGUCCUGGUGCGGACACUGCGUCCACUACUCACCCACAUGGAAAGCGCUAGCGGGAGAUGUGAAAGACUGGUUUCAGACCAUCCGCAUUGGAGUUCUGGACUGUGCACAUGAGAAGAACUUUGACAUUUGUAAAGAAUUCGGCAUCCACUUCUACCCUACAUUUCGGUACUUCAAAGCACACGGUACUACUUUCGACAUAGGAAAGACUUAUAGAGGAGCUGAUCGAGAGAUUCAAACAGUAAGACAGCUGAUGGUGAACUUCCUCCAAAACCACACGAGGCAAGACUGGCCUGCUGGCUAUCCUCCGCUGGAACCUGCCAGGACCGAGGACAUUCUGUCUGCGAUUGGAUUGAAAUCAGAUCAUUACACCGCCGUGAUCAUCGAGGAUAAAGAAUCUUACAUUGGAAGAGAGGUAAUAUUGGAUCUAAUGCCAUAUGAAGGUAUAGUCGUGAAGAGGGCCCUGAGUUCAGAAAAGGUUCUCGUGGAAAAGCUCGGCAUCACCACUGCCCCGGCUGUCUACCUCUUCUACCCCAAUGGGACCCAUGCAGGCAUGGAUGUGCAGAAGAGAAUACGCUUUUUCUUUUCCUCCUUCCUUAAACUGCUUCCUGGAGUUCACCGGAAACAGGCCCCCUCAAUCCAGCAGCCCGAACAGACGGUUAUUAAAGACCAGAGCACAAGUGAGCGCUUCAAAGAAUUCGACAAGUCUAAAGUAUACAUGGUAGAUCUGGAAUCUGGCUUGCAUUAUCUAUUGCGAGUGGAGCUGGCAACCCAUAAGACUUUAGAGGGAGUGGAGCUGAAGCUCUUCAAAGACUUUGUCACAGUAGUGGCUAAGCUGUUUCCUGGACGCCAAUCUGUGGUCAAGCUUCUGGAGACACUCCUGGAAUGGCUGAUCAGUUUACCGCUGGAGAAAAUUCCUUACGAAGCCAUUUUGGACCUGACCAACAAUAAGAUGAGGAUCUCCGGGCUGCACCUGAGUGAGCGUGUGCAGUGGUUAGGCUGCCAGGGCAGCAGCGUGGCACUCAGAGGAUACCCCUGCUCUCUUUGGACCCUCUUCCACGUGCUCACCGUGCAGGCUGCCAGCCGGACAGACGCUCUCGCCAACACUGCAUUGGAGGACGAUCCACAGGCCGUGCUUCAAACCAUGCGCCAGUACAUAGGAACGUUCUUCGGCUGCCGUGAGUGUGGAAAACACUUCGAGGAGAUGGCGCAAGAAUCCAUGAGUCAGGUGAAGUCCCUGGAUGAAGCAGUGCUUUGGUUAUGGAGGAAACAUAACCAGGUUAAUGCACGGCUAGCAGGUUCAAUGAGUGAAGACCCAAUGUUUCCCAAAACACAGUGGCCCACUCCUGACCUCUGUCCAACAUGCCAUGAAGAACAGGAUGGGCUUCAUGUGUGGAAUGAAGACAUGGUUCUCGCUUUCCUCAAAAAACAUUACAGUGCAGAAAACAUCUUACCAAAGCACACCAGUGAUCUCCAUCCAGACGCAGGUCCAGGCGCAGCUAAUAAAGCCAUCUCAACCCCACCCAGCGAUCCUCUUAAAGGGGUGAAGACAUCCCCUGAAGGUCCGAACUUCAUGAAGCUAUCUGAUAAACGAGGAACCGGAAGCGUCCAAAAGGAGCCGAACCUCCCCUUCUUGGGACUAGGCUUUUCCGGCGUAGACAUGAGUCUGUGUGUGCUGUUGUAUGCGUUCUCUUGCGUCUUUCUCAUGCUCAUGUUCUUUUUCUUCCGUGUUCGCUCUAAAAGGUGGAAAAUCAGAAACCACAGACUGUACGUAUAGCGCUCGAAUGCCACACGUUCGGAAAGUCUCACGAGAGACACUCGGUGUUCUAUAGGAAUCUCCUGCUAGGAGUUGAAGGAUUUUUUUUUUCUUCCUUAUAAUUUAUUCGGUUAUUGUAUUGUUCUGCUUUGUCCGUAUUGCUGUGGUGAGACUCAUUUCCUAAUGGCGAAGCAGAUUUAGUGAAUUUUUUUAAUAGAAAUUAAAAACAUGCAUCCGACCUACUUGUAAGGUCAAACUCGAAGCGGAUGUUUCGCAGCCCCGAUACAAGCAGAGGUGACGUUUCCGAGGUCAAAACCGUUUUACAAAUAUUUUAAUCAACAGACUCCUGAGGUCUGAGAGGUCUAUUUUUAUGGAAAUAAUAUGUAUAACAGUUCUAGACAUUUUAAUGAAGCAGAGCAAAACCCCCCAAACAUAAACGCUGGGAUUGUUUACCCCAUCAACGAGGGUCAGCGGCAAAACUGGCAACCUUGUAAAUCACUGCCUUCUAAUAACCUGCAAUUAGACUGAAAGAAAAGUGACAGGAGAUUUGUUUGCCUUUAACUCCCAGUGUGUUGUGGUGUGGUUUUUUUUAUUUUUUAUUUUUUUAUUAUUUUUUUAAAUAUAUAAGUAGUCUGUUUUACAGACCUUUGGCCUCUUUGUUAAUGGCUUCAUCAUUUAUUCAGUUCACAUAGUGUUCUGUAAUAUGAUGGGAUUCUCAGUUGUGUGCCAGUAGACCAUUUACUCAACG
Molecule: messenger RNA, 2768 nt
Organism: Silurus meridionalis
Lineage: Eukaryota; Metazoa; Chordata; Actinopteri; Siluriformes; Siluridae
Gene: qsox2
Product: quiescin Q6 sulfhydryl oxidase 2
Exons: 12
Coding region: 80-2041 (653 amino acids)
Biological process (GO): protein folding
Cellular component (GO): Golgi membrane
Molecular function (GO): protein disulfide isomerase activity; flavin-dependent sulfhydryl oxidase activity
Source: RefSeq, a predicted model, not a curated record